UUGAGUCAGUUUGCUGAGGUGAAAGCCAUCCAGCUGGUCUUGGACAUUGCUGAACAAGAAAAGUGGCCAGUACUUUAUCUCUAUACUGACUCAUGGAUGGUGGCAAAUGCCCUGUGGGGGUGGUUGCAGCAAUGGAAGCAGAGCAACUGACAACACAGAGGUGAACUAUUUUGGCUCGGUGGGUCCAUGACACUUCAGGCCAUCAGGGCAGAGAUGCAACAUAUAGAUGGGCUCGUGAUCGAGGGGGGACUUAACAAUGGACACUAUUGCCCAGGUUAUUCAUGAGUGUGAAACAUAUGCUGCAAUUAAGCAAGCUAAACGGUUAAAGCCUCUUUGGUAUGGAGGACGAUGGUUGAAGUAUAAAUAUGGGGAGGCCUGGCAGAUUGACUAUAUCACACUGCCACCAACCCGCCAAGGCAAGCGCCAUGUGCUUACCAUGGUGGAAGCAACCACCGGGUGGCUGGAAACAUACACUGUGCCCCAUGCCACUGCCUGGAACACUAUCCUGGGCCUUGAGAAACAGAUUUUGUGGCGACACGGCACCCCAGAGAGAAUUGAGUCAGACAAUGGGACUCAUUUUUGCAACAACCUUAUAGACAUUUGGGCCAAAGAGCAUGGCAUUGAGUGGGUAUAUCACAUCCCCUACCAUGCACCAGCCUCUGGGAAAAUUGAACGGUACAAUGGGCUGUUAAAAACUACACUGAAAGCAAUGGGUGGGGGAACUUUCAAGCAUUGGGAUACACACUUACCAAAGGCCACCUGGUUGGUCAACACCAGAGGAUCUCUCAACAGGGCUGGUCCAGCCCAGUCAGAACUUUUAUAUACUGUAGAAGGGAAUAAAGUUCUUCAUCAACUUAAAGCAUCAGGUAGCACUAGUGUGACAGAAGAAUUCAUGGCUUUUGAAGGAUUUGUUAGUUUAAAUUACACCCCAAUGUGGGAUUUGUCUGGAUGA
Pezoporus occidentalis (night parrot) is the source of this 952-nucleotide messenger RNA. RefSeq lists its product as uncharacterized. The record is from RefSeq and is a predicted model, not a curated record. Gene Ontology annotation, molecular function: nucleic acid binding. The transcript has 3 exons. NCBI's taxonomy places the organism in Eukaryota, Metazoa, Chordata, Aves, Psittaciformes, Psittacidae. Bases 257 to 952 code for a protein of 231 amino acids. Gene Ontology annotation, biological process: DNA integration.